Cynara cardunculus var. scolymus (artichoke) is the source of this 605-nucleotide messenger RNA. RefSeq names its product heavy metal-associated isoprenylated plant protein 12-like. NCBI's taxonomy places the organism in Eukaryota, Viridiplantae, Streptophyta, Magnoliopsida, Asterales, Asteraceae. The record is from RefSeq and is a predicted model, not a curated record. The transcript is spliced from 3 exons. Bases 24 to 413 code for a protein of 129 amino acids.
UUCAUAUUCAUAUAUAUAUAGAUAUGGCCAAGCAAAAUAUUGUUGUCAAGGUGGCCAUGUUCGAUCACAAGAAAACUCGUAAGGCUCUCAAGAUCGUCGUUGGUGUCUCCGGUGUGGAAUCAGCGGCUUUGAUCGGAUCAGAUAAAAAUCAAAUCAAAGUGACUGGGGAAGGAAUCGACUCAGUCGAACUCGCGACGCUGCUAAGGAAAGGCGUAGGAUGCACAGAGCUGGUGAGUGUUGGUCCGGUGGAGGAGAAGAAACCCGCUGUCACCGCUGCUGCUGCCGCCAGUCAAACGCCGGCUACGGUGGUGCCACUGCAAGUUUAUCCUCACCAUUAUAGCUGCUAUGGAGGGCCGUACUACCAUGUCUACGAAAGUUGCAGCAACGACGAUCCCUCUUGUACCAUUAUGUAAAAUUGCACCAACUGAAAAGCACAACAAUUAUACUUUCAUUUGUUUUACGAGGCGUUCCAAUGGCUUUUGCGCCAUCGUAAAGGGUUGAACUUUUCAACCAAGUGGGUUGUCGUUUUGAUAAAGCCAUGACGGACGUUUUUAUCAAUUUAGAGGUACUAGAACGAAACUCGUACAAUGUAGUGAGAUAAAUUU